AUGAUUGAUAAUUAUCGAGGUUGGCAUGAGAUGUUGCCAUAUGCUUUGUUGGGUUAUCGAACGACUGUCAGAACAUCAGUUGGAGCUACUCCAUAUUUGCUAGUAUACGGAACAGAAGCAGUUAUACCUGCAGAAAUUGAAAUACCCUCAUUGAGAAUCAUCCAAGAAGCUGAAUUGAGUGAUACUGAAUGGGUUCGCAAGCGGAUUAAUCAGUUAACAUUGAUUGAUGAGAAGAGAAUGGUUGCUGUUUGUUAUCGAACGACUGUCAGAACAUCAGUUGGAGCCACUCCAUAUUUGUUAGUAUAUGGAACAGAAGCAGUUAUACCUGCAAAAGUUGAAAUACCUUCGUUGAGAAUCAUCCAAGAAGCUGAAUUGAGUGAUGUUGAAUGGGUUCGCAAGUGGAUUGAUCAGUUAACAAUGAUUGAUGAGAAGAGAAUGGUUGUUGUUUGUCAUGGACAACUGUAUCGACAUAGAAUGAUUCGUGCUCUCCACAAUAAAGUAAGAGCUAGAAUGUUUGAGAUUGGUCAGUUGGUUCUCAAACAUAUUUUCCCUCAUCAGGAUGAGUACAAAGGGAAAUUUGCACCAAAUUGGCAAGGGCCCUACAUGGUUCACAAAGUGUAA
Solanum tuberosum (potato) is the source of this 621-nucleotide messenger RNA. RefSeq lists its product as uncharacterized. NCBI's taxonomy places the organism in Eukaryota, Viridiplantae, Streptophyta, Magnoliopsida, Solanales, Solanaceae. The record is from RefSeq and is a predicted model, not a curated record. The transcript has 2 exons. The coding region runs from base 1 to 621 and encodes 206 amino acids. Gene Ontology annotation, molecular function: nucleic acid binding.